Messenger RNA from Cololabis saira (Pacific saury), 2264 nucleotides. RefSeq names its product OCIA domain containing 2 (gene ociad2). The coding region runs from base 91 to 588 and encodes 165 amino acids. The record is from RefSeq and is a predicted model, not a curated record. The transcript is spliced from 7 exons. Lineage: Eukaryota; Metazoa; Chordata; Actinopteri; Beloniformes; Belonidae. Gene Ontology annotation, cellular component: mitochondrial inner membrane.
UAGAAAAUCAAAUAUGAGGCACAGGGAAAAACAGUAGUUGAAAACGGUGCAGUACAGGUCCAAGACCCAUCUACUAGAAGCUCCCUCAUCAUGAGUUCAGAAACCACUGGCCAAUUCCUUAUAGUGAAGACAGAGGAAGCAGCAGAAGGACGCCACAAGUGCCCUGUUAGUGACUCUCACAUUCACAAAGAAGAUGUGAAAAAAAUUUGGAAAGAGUGCCAAGAGGAGAGCUUCUGGUACAGAGCUCUUCCCCUCUCUCUGGGUGGCAUGGCUGUCACUGGGGGCCUAAUUUACAAUGGUGUUUGGAACUCAUCUAAGAGACUUGGUCCCUUUCCCAAACUAGCAGUUGCAGGGAUUCUUGGAUAUGCAGUAGGAAAAGCCUCCUAUGUUGGAACUUGCCGAAGCAAAUUCAAGGAACUUGGUUUUAAAGAUGGACCAGGAUUUGGACCAGGAUAUGGACCAGGAUCUGGACCAGGAUUUGGACCCAAGUCUUGGAAAGGUCAUCCUGCUCAAGAACAAAGGGGCUGCCAUCACGUAUGUAAAGAAUGCAAGAAAGAAGCUGAACCUGCUGCUGCAGAAAAAGUUUAAGUCCAAAACUGUGGGACAAACACACAAGAGGCCUCUGUCUCCAUGGUUCUUUAUGUUUCCAUGCCUCCAUUUAUCAAAUAAAAUACAUUCGGCUUGUACUCAGCUACAUUUUAAUUAUUAUGAUAUGUCUUUUGUGUGUAUGCAGGGGAGUUGGGUUUGUGUGAGGGGUGGGGGGGUUUGUACAAUUUUUAAACAUAUAAAUCUCUUUUUGCUACAUAUAUGUUUGAAAAGUGCUUUAUAUAUAAAGUUUGAUGGAUUGAAAGUUUUCUUCUUUCCAUCUGUUGCUUUUCACUAAGUAUCCACUAGGAGGCCCAACACUCCUAUGUAUGAUGGGAAAGACCAAUUUCACGUUUGAAUGAAAACAAGUUUGUGUGCAAGUUCCUUACAGGAAGUUUAACAAAGGUGAUAAUCCAUAAGUUAUUUGGUUUAAUUUUCAAGAAAAUAACAGGUACAGUGUUAGUUAAAAUAUAAAAUAACCAGUCUAGCAAUAUCAUUUUCCCCCACACUUUCAGCUGUGUGAGGGAAGGAAAUGGCAGUUUUCUGUUUUAAUGUAGAUUAUAAGCCUUUUGUGUCUCUAUUUAUAAUUUAUUGUAUUGAUGUAUGUUAUGAACUUCUGUCAUUUACUCACUUCUGUCAGCAUAGAGGUAAGAGACCGUUUGUAUUCCUCAAGUCUUAUGAGCUACUACAAAUCCAGUUCAAAUGUAAAGCUCUGCUAUAUCCAGAAAUAAAAAUCAACUCCAUCAAGUCAUGUUUUCAUAUUUUGAAAAGUAAGAAUUUGUUUUGCACUUGACCGUCAUUCAGAAAAACUCUUAUCCUGCUAAUAUUGUAUGCAAAUUUAAUCAAAAGUGUUCUGAAAAACUAAAAGAAGUAAACAGUUCUUUCCAACUUUUUUCUUCCCGUGUGACUUUAAUUACUGAACAGUGUGAAUCUGAGUUUGAGCUAGAGUGUUCUCACAUUUUUGUGUCUCCACAGAGCUGAAAUAGAUUUAAGGCUUUACCAGGAAAUCCUUAAUACAGUUUAACACCUGGAUACAACAGAAUCUGUCCACAACAACAGCCUUGGUGCCAUGAGGUUAAAAUGUGACAUCAUCAAAAUUAUUAUUCAGGGCAGAAGGACCACUCGGUCCUUUUAAAAAACAAAAGUGACCCUGAUCAGAGUUAUCUGUAGUAGAUCUACAAGCAAAAAAUAGGUAAAUGGAGUCUGGCUACACGGGUGCAGUUCCUCACCUUUUCCAUUUCACAUAAUGACAGGAUGCAAAUGUUUUGUGGUGUUCUGAAAAUCAAAAGGAAGUAAACAUUUACCGGAUAGCAUUGUUAUUGAUGGAUGAAUGAAUGUUGACAAUUAUAAGAAGAUUUAGUUCCUUUUUUAAAAUUUUUUACAACAAACCAUAACCUGAGUUGAGUAGUAACCGAUUAUAUGGGAUCGGUAUUCAGAUAAGUAUUUUAAUGAUCCUUGUGAUUGGGGUUGAUGUCAAUGCGGUAAACCACAUUUUCUGUUCUGUGAAUGUCAACAGUUUACUUGGUAAAGUUCUGCCUGUUUUGGUUAUUGUGGUGAUGGAAGGCGCUGUGCCUUUAAGAGUGCGCCUUGAUUUCUGAGAUUGGGUGGAAGAUGAUAUCUCGUUCCCACUGGACUUGGUGUGUGUGCUGCUCGUGCUGGUGUGGGUUGUGGCCAUAACA